Branchiostoma floridae (Florida lancelet) is the source of this 540-nucleotide messenger RNA. RefSeq lists its product as uncharacterized. The coding region runs from base 1 to 540 and encodes 179 amino acids. Lineage: Eukaryota; Metazoa; Chordata; Leptocardii; Amphioxiformes; Branchiostomatidae. The transcript has 2 exons. The record is from RefSeq and is a predicted model, not a curated record.
AUGUUCAAGACUGUGCGAGACAUGCUGCCACGUCCACCCAAGGUCGAGCACUUUGAGAUGGACUUUGAGGACGACAUGUGGGGAGCAGUCCGGUCCGUGUUUCCAGCCUGCACACGGAAUGGCUGUGGGUUCCACCUGACACAGGCCGUCUACAAGAAUAUUCAAAGGCUGCCAGUCUAUUAUGAGAAAGGUGGAGCCAAUGAGUUUAUGAGGAAGCUCAUGGUGCUCCACUUCCUCCCUGCACAGCGCAUCAGGGGCGCCUUUGAGGAGAUGAGGAACGAGGUGAACCACCCGACCCUACUCGAGCUCAUGGAGUACAUGGAACGGGGGUGGCUGGGGAACAGCGUCUGGUCCAUAGAGGAGUGGUCGGUAAGAACCAACAACGAUCUGGAGGGUUAUCAUACGAGGCUAAACAAGAAGGCGCAGCUCUCCCUGGCCUUAUACCUGUUGGUCGACCUUCUUCACAAGGAGGCGCAGUACGUGCGCCUCCACGUGCACGUAAAGAUGGUCAGUACCAACAGGCUGACGCGCUACCAGUGA